Messenger RNA from Diabrotica virgifera virgifera (western corn rootworm), 1721 nucleotides. Its product is annotated as reticulon-4-interacting protein 1, mitochondrial. Lineage: Eukaryota; Metazoa; Arthropoda; Insecta; Coleoptera; Chrysomelidae. Gene Ontology annotation, cellular component: mitochondrion. The transcript has 6 exons. The record is from RefSeq and is a predicted model, not a curated record. Gene Ontology annotation, molecular function: oxidoreductase activity. The coding region runs from base 378 to 1493 and encodes 371 amino acids.
AAGAUUUGUUAUUGAUACAAAAAUAAUUAUAUUAUAUUUACAUAAUUACAAUUUACUAUAUAAUUCCUAAGUGAUAAGAUUUGUUAUUGAGGUAGGUUAAUGUCAAGUGCUCACCUUUACUUUUAGGUCUAAUGGACCUAUAAUAUUUCUAUCCAAAUAGAAGAUUAAAAUAACCAUAUGAUCAUCCUGUCAGUUUUAUUUUGAUAAACGUCAAAGAUUUUUAUAUCGGAAAUAACGUCAACAAUCCAAAAUAAUUAAGUCCAUGAAUAUUAAAAGAGUAAUUUACAUAAGUACAUAAAAUUUAUUUAAUUUAAAAAGCAAACUUAUAAAAUUUUGCACAGUUGGGAAGUUUAUACUCAUUGUUUGUAAGUUUACAAAUGAACAGAAUGUUAAAAAGAGUAUUUUCAACUUUCGGCAUUACCUAUGACAAACAAGCCCUUACGGAAAAACUAAAAAUGAAGGCCUGGCUUAUUCAUGAGUAUGGCGGUAUACAAAAUGCACAGCUCGGAGAAACGCGACUCCCUAUUAUUAGAAGCCCUACAGAUGUGUUAGUUCAAGUUCACAGUGCAUCUGUUAAUCCUAUAGAUGUAUUAAUGAUGGGUGGCUAUGGUAAUACUCUAUUGCAAAUGAUGAGGAAGGGUGAAUUGGAGCUUCCUCUAACAGUAGGUAGGGAUUUUUCAGGUACUAUUUUAGCCAAAGGACUAGGUGUAUCUGAUGAAUAUAAAAUUGGUGAUGAAGUGUAUGGUUUUGUGCCUUUAUAUAAACCUGGAACAUUUUCAGAAGCUGUUCUAACUGAUUCCUCAUAUAUCUUACCAAAACCAAAACACUUAAAUCACGUGGAGAGUGCUUCAUUAGUGUAUACAACUAUGACAGCAUGGAGUGCACUCUUUGUUUUCGGAAAUAUGAUUACAAAGCAAAAGGAAGGAUUAAGAGUGCUAAUUUUAGGUGCUUCAGGAGGGGUUGGAACUUGUGCAGUUCAGCUACUUAAAUCUCAAGGUUGUGAGGUUUUUGGUACUUGUGCAGAAGAUGCAGUGCCAUUGGUAAAAAAAUUAGGAGCAGAUUGUGUCUUCGAUUAUAAAGACAAAGAUUACGUACAAAAAGUAGCAAACGAAGGAAGGUAUCACAUAGUGUUAGAUGGUGCCAAAAUGGGUCCUCAAAACAUACCAAAAGAAUGGCAGUAUGAUACUUACAUAUCGUUAAAUUCACCAUUAUUAAAGAAUACCGACCAGUAUGGUUUACUUCCAGGAUUAGUAACGAGUAUUAAUAGUUUAAUUAGUACAAACUUGGAUCGAUGCCAACAAGGAGGUAGAGCCACGUGGGGAUUUUUCGUGCCAUCGGCUAGUGGGUUUCAGUUCAUUCAUGAACUUAUUGUAAAUAAGAAGAUACAACCAGUUAUUCAGCAUACAUUUACAUUUGAUAAACUACCAGAAGCUCUUGAAACCAUUGAGAAGGGUCAUCUAAGAGGAAAAGUGGUUAUCGAUUUUAAAAAUUAAGUUUAUUUGUGAGCCUUAGUUUAACUAACGUUUUUUGUUUUAAAAUAAGUAACUUGACUGUAUUGGCCUUAUACUAUAUUCUGUGAUACAAUGAUUUUGUUUUGUCUUAAAGUUACUAUUCCUUGAAAGUAUUGUUUGUUACGUUUAUAAAAAUAAUCGAGUUACAUAAAAAUGUAAUUAAUUCGUUUCUGUAUUUCUUAUUGUUAUAAAUAAUACAAAAAAUAAAAA